This is a messenger RNA of Styela clava, 3839 nucleotides long. The record is from RefSeq and is a predicted model, not a curated record. NCBI's taxonomy places the organism in Eukaryota, Metazoa, Chordata, Ascidiacea, Stolidobranchia, Styelidae.
CACGUAUCAAACAUUUUCGUGAUUAGGGAGGCUGUGAAUAGUAUCUCACUAGUUGCAGAGAAGUGGUCGCCGUGAAAAGAAUUUGUCGAAAAGUCCAGAUAGCACCAGUUAGUCUGUUACUGCUGAACUGAAAAAGAUAAAUUUUCAUUUCAGGUGGACUAUGAAUUAUCUGUAACAAAGGCAUUAGGGUGUUUUGUAUUAUAUUUUAUCAAACUAGAAUACUGUGAACAAUUCCAAUAUUUGGACAGUUGUUGGUUUAAAGUCAAGCUUCUACGCAGAAAACAUCUUCAGCAAUUUCAUUAUGGGAAAUAAAUCUCAAAUACUUACAGUUAUAUGCCUUCUUAUCACUGCCAUCUCUGCUUGGGAUCUACAAGGAGAGAAUGUUACCAAACUAACUGGAUCAGAAGCAACUUUGAGAUGUACAUAUCAAAAGCCUGAAGACUACGAUGCUAAAUAUUUCCAUGAAUGGAGAGAUGGUGUUACUGGGAGCACUCUAUUCUUCAACCACACAAAUGUUCAGGAUAUUAGCCGGAUGUCAAUAGCGUAUGGCGAGGGUUGGAUGACAUUAACAAUCCGUGAUAUUACCUUGUCCGAUGAAAAACCUUAUCGCUGUACAUUAUCUGGUUCUGGUAUUUCACAACGUGCAGAUGCUCUUCUCACUGUCGAGCAGAUUCCUCAGCAUGUUCAUGUGACUAAUCUUGAAGUCUCACCACGACAUGGUACUGAAGCAGCAAUUGCAAAAUGUUCCUCAUCUGGAUCGAAGCCUGCUCCAACUAUGUGGUUUACAGAUUCACUGGGACAAAAGGUCGACGUGGCCAAUGCAGAAAUUCACACGACAGAUCCAGAAACAAAACUGGUUGACUCUGCACUCACUCUUGAGAAAACUUUUUACAAAGAUGACAAUGGAGAAAUUUAUAAAUGUCAUGUGAAACAUCAUAAUAGUCCUGUCAUAACUAAGGAGACGAAUCCAGUCAAUGUUCAAUAUGAAACAACUGCCUAUUUAACAAAUGCUGGACAAAACGAAUUGCUUCAAGAAGGAUCGUCUCUUGCUGUUUCUUGUAAUGCCGAAGGAAAAUCCUUUCCCAACAGUUAGAAUGGAGCUUUACACCAGAUGAACACAUAACAUUUUCCUUGCCAGAAGGUCAAAGCCCUGCCAAGCAAUUUUGCGCUUUCAGGUGACGGACGAACCAUGAGAGUGGGAGUCUGUCACCGUCACUGAUGAUACUUCGACCAACAAUGGAACGUUCACAUGUGUAGCUUCAAACUCUAUCGGAAGUCCCGUUCAACUGUCUUUCCAUCUGGGAGUAUAUGCUGCACCUGUCACUACCGUCCCAACUACUCCAGCUCUGUCAGAAAAAUCCCCAGAGCCAGAAGCAACGGCUGAAAUGCAACCAAGAAGUGCAGGAUCAGAUGCAGCAGUAAUUGGUGGAGUUGUUGCCGUUGCAGUCUUCGUAUUGAUUGUUGCCGUUGUUCUUAUCGCAAGAUACUUCAUGUCACACAAAGGAACUUACCAUACAAAUGAAAUGAAAAAUCAUGACACAGAAGAAAAUAGAAAUGAUGAUGAACAUCCCAUGGUAGAUGAUGAAGAAGAUUAUGGAGGAAAAAGAGGACUGAAUACUUUAUGUGAUCAAAUGUUUCGUUUUUUUAUGUUUCAUCAACUAAUGCAACAACACAUCCUGUCAUAUUUGAAUUACCGUAUAUCCUCGCGUAUAAGCUGAGUUCAAAACUAAAAAAGCCAAACUAUGAGGUCGGCUGUUAUCAAAAUUUGGUUUAUAGGCGCGGCGCAUAACUCUGAUCACAUUCAAAUGAAAUGACAUUUUAUUAAUUAAUACCGCAAACUUAACUGAACGAUAUUAUCAUUAACAACGCCAGGCAAACAAUAAAAACCGCGAUAGAUUCUAAAUUAUAUUUGAGGAGCUAUUUUCCGAUUAUGCUCGGUCACUAUCGCAACUGAGGAUAAAAGCGAUUAAUUAUGACACAAGUCGCUCUUAAAUUUAUGGCCGACGUCGCCCAGGAUAUCUCGACUAUGAAAAUAUACGAUAAUAGUUGUAAAAUAUUUUCAAUCAAAAACAUCCUCGGUGAGUUAUAAGUACUUCAAGUUGGUGCUGAUUUGAAUCCCCAUGUUGGCAGUAAUUAAGUGCUGCACCGCAAUAACCUACGAUAAUAGGCAAAUAUGAUAAAAUAUAUUAAUUGCGAAUUUUCAUAAACUGGCCGUUUUGAGGGGGUCUGCUUGUAUGAGAGAUCGGCUUAUAUGCGGGGAUAUAUGGUAUUAAAAUGGAGACCAUCCUGUCUUCUUACACACUUCUGAAAUAAAAUAUUCUCCCCUGAUAAUUUAAAAAGCAUAGUUGUUGUUUUCCUUCGGGUUUGCAUCACUUAUGAUUAGUUGUAAAUAUCUGAGCAUAUGUUUAAAAUAUGUCUUGUCAUAUUAAUGAGAGUUGCUGUGAAAUUUCCAUCAUUUUUUAGAAAAAUGUCAUAAUUUGGAGUUGUCAUUUUGAAAUGGAAUUUAAAUCAAAUUCCUUAUGCAAGUUUUGUCAGCUAUGUGUGCUUCUAUUAACUGCAUGGCCAUUUUUUUUUUGAAUGCUUGCUUACGAUUGCUUUUCACUUAUGAAAUGAUGCUUUUAACACUAUCAUUGUUUGUACACACAUGUGGGUCUUUGUAAAUUUUUCUCCCCAGAUAGUCUUCCUACUAAAUCUGCUCAGCAGUUCGAAUCGAAAUCAAGUUACUAAGACAUUGUAUCAAGUGGCAUUUUGUUGACUUGAAAUUCAUAAACAAAUUUUUUAUGAUUACUUUUUGAAUUAUAAAACUAUCAUGAACGUCAUUUCUUUGCUGUUUUGUGUAGCAAAUGACAACAAUUUAAUAAUUUUUACCCUAUUCUUUUACUUAUAAUGCACAAUGCUUUGCUUUCAAUUUAUUUUUUCAAUUAUUAAAUCACUAUUCAAUUGAUUUCAUCUGUAAUGGUAUGUAGUACAUCAAUCGAUUUCAUAUAAACUUUUUCUAUUUCAUUCACAUUUCUGUAAUCUUUUGAUAAACACAAUUGAACUAUUUUAUAAAGAUAAGAUUAAGUUAAUUAUAUGUUAAUGUAUUCAAUUUAACAUGCAUGUUAAUAGGUUACCAAGAGAGAAUUAUAAUACUGCAGGAUCCCAUACAAAUCAUGCUAUUUCAAAUAGGAAUUUAUAUCUUCAAAUAUCAUUUUGGACAUUUUUAUCAAAUUUUUAAAAUCAGAUUAUUGAUUCUUGUCAUCCGAUAAAUAAGUAUUUGUGUGAUUAAGGACAGUUGAUAGAUUCAUAUUUAAACUGUAUAUACUUCUAUUAACUAUUUAUUGUUCAAAGUUAUUUUCUAAUUUUUAAACUUGUGUGUCGCGGGCCAAAUCUUUCAAGUUUCUAUAGGAUUUUUGGACUAAAAAUGUUACAAGCUCUUUAGAAUGAGCUGAAGUGGUGCUGUAAUUUAGUUUUUUGCUUUUUUUAUUUACUUUCUUAUAUUUGAGCUUUUAGUUAUAAAUAUACAAUGGAAGAUGAUUUUGUAUCUUAAGCUUUAGAUUUUGAGGUUUGAAAUAGAAUAAACCCCUGCUUGGCUGGCAAGCGCCUAAACUUGAAAAAAAAAUAAGGUCGCAAACCAUUGAAACUCCAAAUUCAAUGUUUAAAAGUUUAAGCCAUCUUUUUGAAAAACUUCUUGUUGAAUUAGUCCUAAAAAAUGCUUUCUAUAUUUUAGUGGAUAGUGCUUUUUACUUUUUAGUUGUUCCUUUUAUAGUAGAAGUGCUUUUUCUCCUUCGUCAUGAUAUCAUUUUGGUACGUCAUCAUCUGGUAUCUGGUGUGAAAUAAAAGGUUUUGCUAGAUACCUA